Messenger RNA from Asparagus officinalis (garden asparagus), 1203 nucleotides. Its product is annotated as UDP-glycosyltransferase 90A1-like. Lineage: Eukaryota; Viridiplantae; Streptophyta; Magnoliopsida; Asparagales; Asparagaceae. Gene Ontology annotation, molecular function: UDP-glycosyltransferase activity. The record is from RefSeq and is a predicted model, not a curated record.
AUGGGUUCAGUUUCUCCUCUCGCUCACAUCGCUAUCAUCCCCUUCAUGUCCAAAGGCCACACAGUCCCCCUCAUCCGCCUCGCCACAUUCACGUUCUUUACAACUCCCUUAAACGCUCCCUUCAUUCGUGAAUCCCUUUCUCCGAUCAAGGCCGACGUCGUCGAGCUCCCGUUCCCUCAAGGCACCGCCGGCAUCCCACCCAACGUCGAGAGCACCGACGGGCUCUCGUCGAUGGACCAAUUCCUCCCUUUCGUCGACGCAGCCAGCCAACUCCGACCCCACUUUGAGCAAGCACUGCGGGCUUUGCCGAAGGUCAGCUUCAUUAUCUCCGACGGGUUCCUCACCUGGACCGCGGUAAGUCGUCUGAAAGAUUCGCGCUGCGGUGACGGAUUGUCUCUUAGCGGGAUGCGUAAUUUUUCGGUGGACGUUCAGUCAUGUUUUAGACCACCACCUCCAUCAGGUUUCAGAGGAGGGGCCGUGGCGAGCGACCGCCUUGAGGGCCUCAAUGGGCCUGAAAAUUGCAUUGUAGUCCCCGACUUCCCUCACAUCAGGCUGAGCACGCACGACUUGUGCUCGCCGAUCGACGUGGCGGAGCCCGAAGGCCCUUUCUACGAGUUCAUAAAAGCGUCGAUGGAGGCCUUGAAGCGUAGCCACGGACUUUUGGUAAAUAGCUUUUACGAGCUGGAGGCUAUUUAUUUCGACUACUGGAAUAAAGCCAUCGGGCCGAAAGCCUGGUGCGUCGGCCCAUUAUGCCUGUCAAAGCCCAAAUCAAACGACCGGUCCGCGAUACCGAGGGUAGCCGAAAGAGGCGUGGUGGUCCGGGACUGGGUCGAUCAGUGCGCGAUUCUGCAGCAUGAGAGCGUUAAAGGGUUCGUUACUCACUGCGGGUGGAACUCGCUGUUGGAGGCAGUAUGCUCGGGGGUGAGGGUUCUGGCGUGGCCGAUGAUGGCAGAGCAGCAUUUGAAUGCGAAGUUCGUGGUGGAUGAGUUGAGGGUUGGGAUUAGGGUAAGGGCUAGUGAUGGGAGUAAGUUUGGGUUGGUUAAGGGCGAGGACCUGGCGAGGUUUGUGAAGGAGCUGAUGGAGGGGGAGGGAGGGGAGGAGAUGGAGGAGAGAGUUCGGGUUUUGGCCGGAGGGGCGAAGAGGGCGGUGGAGAGGUCGUGGAGGAUGAUUGAAUCCGUGAUUGAUGAGGCCAGUAGGAAAUGA